CUCGCGUUCCCGACUUCUGCUUCCGGGUCGGCGCCAUGGCGGUGGCAAAUUCAAGCCCUGUCAACCCCGUGGUGUUCUUCGAUGUCAGCAUCGGCGGCCAGGAAGUUGGCCGCAUGAAGAUCGAGCUCUUUGCAGACGUUGUGCCUAAAACAGCCGAGAAUUUUAGGCAGUUCUGCACUGGAGAAUUCAGAAAAGAUGGGGUUCCAAUAGGAUACAAGGGGAGUACCUUCCACAGGGUCAUAAAGGAUUUCAUGAUUCAGGGUGGAGAUUUUGUUAAUGGAGAUGGUACCGGAGUCGCCAGUAUCUACAGGGGGCCAUUUGCAGAUGAAAACUUUAAACUCAGACACUCAGCUCCAGGCCUGCUUUCCAUGGCAAACAGUGGUCCCAGCACAAACGGCUGCCAGUUUUUCAUCACCUGCUCUAAGUGCGACUGGCUAGAUGGGAAGCACGUGGUGUUCGGGAAAAUCAUUGAUGGGCUUCUAGUGAUGCGAAAGAUUGAGGGAGUAACUGCUCCAGGAAAGGAAGGAGAGACCCCGUGCCUCCCGCGUGUUCCGGGCCCUACGUCAGCCCCUCUGGCGCGUCCUGAGGCUUGGCCUCUGCCGACUCCUUCGCCUCCUUGCUGAAUCCUCCUCAGUAUGGUGUUUCUGGCCCUUCAGGACCCGCCCCCACCCCCCGCUCCACGAGCCUUUCUGCCACUGCCGGGCCACGUUCGAACCACACGAGGCUGCUAGCUCUCCUCUAAAUGUGCCGUGCACAUCCUGCCUCUUGCUCCUUCCUGCCCCCGGGCCUUUGCUCAUGCUGAGGACCAGGGGACUAGGGGAAUGUUCUCCCUCCCUUUCCUCCUGGCGGGAUUCUGUCCGUCCUCCUGGGCCCGGCUCAAGUGGCCCCUGGUCUGUGAAUCCUUCCCUGGCCUGUGUAGGCAGCAGUUCAGUUGCUUCCUCGCCCUGUAUACAACUCUGUCUUACAACUUAUUGCAUUAUUACGUGCCAUGGGCUUGAUGGUUUUAAUGGUACACAUGUUCUCUUUGAUCUGUAUUCUGUUCCUCACCUGUCGGAUAGAAAGCGGACUGUCGUCAGGCCAGCCUGUGGGUCCGCAGUCCUCAGCCCCGGGGCCGUCAGGCCUCAGUAAGUGUGAGGUGGGGGCGUGUCUGAGUGGAAGAAUCACCCGUGUGCUUUCUGUCCUAGAAUGUUCCCACAGGCCCCAACAAUAAGCCCAAGCUGCCCGUGGUGAUCUCGCAGUGUGGGGAGAUGUAGUCCCGAGAAAGACGGAAUCAG
Molecule: messenger RNA, 1274 nt
Organism: Phacochoerus africanus (Common warthog)
Lineage: Eukaryota; Metazoa; Chordata; Mammalia; Artiodactyla; Suidae
Gene: PPIH
Product: peptidylprolyl isomerase H
Exons: 9
Coding region: 36-623 (195 amino acids)
Biological process (GO): protein folding; protein peptidyl-prolyl isomerization
Cellular component (GO): intracellular membrane-bounded organelle
Molecular function (GO): peptidyl-prolyl cis-trans isomerase activity
Source: RefSeq, a predicted model, not a curated record